This is a messenger RNA of Chenopodium quinoa (quinoa), 912 nucleotides long. RefSeq lists its product as uncharacterized. NCBI's taxonomy places the organism in Eukaryota, Viridiplantae, Streptophyta, Magnoliopsida, Caryophyllales, Amaranthaceae. The transcript has a single exon. Bases 1 to 912 code for a protein of 303 amino acids. The record is from RefSeq and is a predicted model, not a curated record.
AUGGCUAACAACGAUGCUUUAGCUGAUGCUAUUAGGCUUCUAGCUGAGAACUUGAACCAAAACCGCAAUGAUAAUCCCGAUCCUGCUGGUGAGAUGUUUAAGAAGCUUGCACAAGUCAAACCACCAUACUUUGAGGGAGGUGGAGACCCAACUUUUCUGGAGAACUGGAUUAGGGAGUUUGAUAAGAUUUUUGCUACUUUGAAUUGUCCUGUGAAUAUGAGAGUGGAUCAAGCUGCCAUGUAUUUGAAGGAAGAGGCAGAUAUUUGGUGGAGGGAUAAUGGAAACGUGAUUCGUUCUGAGGCUAAUUUUGGUUGGGAGACUUUCAAAACCAAACUUAGGGAGAAGUUCUAUCCACCAUUCUUAAGGAAGCAAAAGGCUCAAGAGUUUAUCAAUCUGCAAAUGAACAAUAUGUCGAUUACUGAAUACUAUAACAAGUUUAUGAACUUGUCGAGGUUUGCUCCUGAAGUAGUGCCUACUGAGGAGUUGAAAGCUCAAAGAUUUGAGCAAGGUUUGACUAAGCAGUUACAAAAGGACUUGGCUGGAAAGACUUUUAAGACUCUUGAUAAGGUGUAUGGGAGAGCAGCGCACCUGUACAGCUUGAAUGUCAGGAGUGCACCUGAGAGUGGGAGUGUUGGAGAAAAGCGCAAGUAUUUUGGGAAUUCGAGUGACCAAGGUAACUCCAAGAAGCCAAGGAACGAAAAUUUCCAGAAUAGGAAUGUUCAAAACAAUGGAGGAUCUUCUAGACCUAAUGGCCAAGCUGAGAGGCAUUACAACUGCAAGAGAUGUGGCAAGGAUCAUCCUGGAAAGGAUUGCGAUGGGAACUUGGUUGUGUGUAGAUUCUGUAACAAGAAGGGCCAUAGGGAGUUUGAGUGUUUCUCCAAAUUAAAGCAACAAGGGAAUGGAACAAGUUGA